This is a messenger RNA of Chara braunii, 1769 nucleotides long. The record is from the annotation of a GenBank genome assembly. NCBI's taxonomy places the organism in Eukaryota, Viridiplantae, Streptophyta, Charophyceae, Charales, Characeae.
CCAUGUCCAUGCCUCCACCCUCCAGCUCGGGCUCGCUUCUCUGCGUCUCCCAGCUACGCAACAGAACAGGAAAAAGCACCAAAGCCAAAGAUGAACUCAGCAGCGACGACAACCAAGAAGACGACCAGCCCAACCCCACCGAUACUGUCGCUGAGAACUGACAAGGGAAGUCGAUCUUCUCGCCUACAAAUACCCCAUCACAUCAAAGAGGACGAUGACGAGGAUAAUGAUGAGGACGACGAUGACGAAGAGGUUGCUGACGAAGCUGCUGACAUGGCCGAUGACCUGGCACCUCAGACAAGCUCUCAUCAAGAGCCUGCGGUCCCAGAAAUCGAGGAAGACGAUGACCCCGCUAAUGCGCUCUUAACGCGACACGGAUCCCGAGCGGGGACACCUGCAGCUGUAGAAAUGGAGGACCACCACCACACGGCGCGCAUUGCCCACACCGCGCGCAACGGGGGAGAGUGCGACGACGACGAGGGCGACAGCGAGGGCAUGGCCACAGAGAUAGCCGAGGUAGAGGAGGUGAACGAUGACCAUGAAUACGAGCCUGAGGACGAGGAGGAGGACAGCGAGGGCGAGGGCAAGGAGAGAGACGCGGCAGAGGUGGGGGAGGAGAAAGUUGAACAUGAGCAUGAGGAGGAGGAGGAGGAGGAGGAGGAGGAGGAGGAGGAGGAGGAGGAGGAGGAGGGGAUAAGUGGGUAUCAGGCGAACGAAGCACAUAAGCAGCAGCACCAACUUCCCUCCUCACGAUGUGCACCUCCUCCUCCCCCUCGCGAUCGGGAUCGGGAUCGCCUUAACCAGAACGAGGAUGACGUCCCUGAAGACAACGACGAGCCGAUCGUGGCCAUCAUCCACCACGUCAUCAUCAGCACGGGAAAGGGAAGCAAGGGGGCUUAUGAUGAGAACGACGGGGAAGGAGAAGACGAAGAGAACGAGGAGGUGGCCGACAUCGGUCGGGAUCGCGAUGAUGAUAACCAUACCGACAAGAAAGGCAGCGGCAGGGUGACAGAUGAGCUGAACGAGAAGCAGUCGUACACAGCCGACGACGAAGGAACGGAGGAGGACGAGGAGGUGACCAAUCGGAACGACACAGAUAACAUCCAGACGGAGGAGGAGGAGGAGGAGGAGGAGAGUGGUGAUCAUGCGGGCAAACGAGGAGGAGGAGGAGGAGGAGGAGGAGGAGGAAGGGAUCAGCUGAACGCGGGGAAUGUGAGAGUAGCCGAGGACAGGAACACGAGCGGCAGCAGGGGAGAAGAUGAUGACGAAAGCGGUAAGGAGGGGGAGGAGGAGGAGGAGGAGGAGAGCGGUGAGUCCGAGGAAGUGCAGCAACAACUUCAACGAAGCAGUCGCGUGUCAAGUCAUCAUCUGCACUGGACCACCAGCGCAGAGAGGGCACUGACCUCAAGAAGACUGCAGAUCAGGAUCCGGGCCGGAAGAUGGACAGCACCGCCGCUGGUGGAAGCCCCUCCUCUUCCUCCUCCCCCUCCCUCUACAGCGAGAUGCGAACGGAUGAUGCCCAUCGGGACCGGAAUCACGUGCAGAGGACCAGGUCAGCGCGGACGGCGCCACAUCCGAGCGAAAAUAGCUAAACGACAACGACGGCCCACGGCCGACCCAACACCUCGAUCCCAGCACGAGCCUAGAGAAGCAACCUCCGCGCUCUUUCCUCCAGGUUGAAUUUAUUUUUAUUUUUUUAUUUUUUUCCCCCUCCACGUUGAACUUCAAUCACACUACCAUUUUUCUGUUCUCGUCUUAAAACACACACU